AAUCAGCGCUUAGAUUGACGUGAAUAUUCAAUCAUGUUGUUUUUUCCGUAUUUUCUGUUUACAAAAUCAAAAUAAGCCUUGAAAUUUAAACAAAUUCUCGAGUGCCACCGAUAAAAUGGGCAGAAGAAGGAAUUUUAGAAUGACUUUUCCGAAAAAAUCAAAAAAGGCCGCAGAUGAAGUUCCGCCAGGCCCAGAUCUUGACCAGGAACAGAAUCCUAAAGAGGACGUUGUUGUUAAUCCUGCAAGGCCUGCAAGCGCAGAUUUUAUUCCAUAUGAACACAAAGAAACGACUGAUGAAAGCGAUGGAAUGAAGAAGUUCAUCUUCUGCGGCAUCUCAGAGAGGCCCGAGACUCCCAACAAUGAACCCUGGUGCAUCGUUUGCGGCUCUGUGUUGAGAAACUGGGACCAGAAAUGCCCAGACAUGUUCCAGUCACGAAUGCAAUUCGAUGGAGGGCAACUUUACUUCAAAACCUUGGAGCAAGCUAUUAGGCACAGCCUCAGUCCAGAUGACACACCUACAAAAGCAAUUUGUUGCAAGUGCUGCUUGCAGAUGGAGGAAACGGUUCGUUUGGAACUGAGGUUGAACGACAUUAAGACAGAACUGAACAAGUCGUUCACGAAAACUGUGCAGCAUCUCAUGAUUGGCACAAUAGGGAAAGUGUGGAAACAGAGCCAUAAGAAGUCCAGGAUCCGGUCUUCAGAACUGGUCGAAGAUGAUUCUUCCACAACUGAGAGUGAUUCCGAUGACUCUCCCAAUGGAAAAUGUAAAAUCAGAGUUUCUGAAACAAUGUCCCUGGCGGAUCAAGCAAAAUCCAGCGACGAAUCCUCCACUCCGGCCAAAAUCAGAAUCAUGGACCCAGCGUCCAUCAACAAGUCUUUCCCAUCUCCUCCUCCUCGUCCAGAACCAAAACAGAAAUCACCGAAGCAGGAUCCCUUUCCUUUCAAGAUGCGAACUGAACACAGAAAGGUGUCUGUGAAAGCUAUGGAAAAAAUCUUAUUGGGAACAGCAAAUACUCCUGAGAAGAAAACACCGCAGCCUACUGAUCCAAUUCAAACAACGUCAGUUCAGCCAAAUGCAACCGAGGAGGUCCGCUUAUCUUCAAUAAGUGGAAAUGAAAUGGAUCCCUUGUCGCUGUCCAAUCUCUUGUCAGAAAUCAAAGACUAUGACCCAUCGAAAUCCAAUGCUGAAAGCAUCGAGGUCCAGCCGGACAUGAGCUUCCUCAAUGGAACUGUUACUGCUGGGCCGAUCAACACUGCACCACGUCUGAUCUUUCAGACACCCUUUGCAAAUAUUGCUCCCAAGCCGGCGCUGCCUGGAAUCCAACCCUAUUUUCCAUUAGCAACAAAGGCCAAGCUUGUCAAGAUCGUGCAGGGACCACUUACAAACUCCUUGCAGAAUCCCCUCCCAGUCACUGCUGGACCUGCACCGAGAAUUCUCGGAGGCAACAGAAUGAGAUUGAUUAUCACCAAAAACGGUGCAAAAAUGGUGCAAACACUUCCUAGAAACGCUGUCUUCUCCAAUGGUGGCAAGGGGAGCCCCACUAGCAGCACGAUCGACCUCCAAAACGGCGAUUCCCACAAGCAAAAGAGGAAGUCGACCCAUGUUGUGAGACUUGAAAACUCAAACGCUGCAACGAGGAGGACGUCAGUUGGAGUGUCACUCUUGAAGACAACUUCAGACAAGAAACAAGAAGGGCCUGAGGCCGUUGAACCUCCUGUGAAAGUUGCUGACUCUCAUUCCAUUUUGAAGAAGAAACCAGGACGUCCAAGGCUCCACAAACGUCCAAGAUCGCAAAAGGUCGAUCUCAACUCUAUUUUGAGCUCGGUCACAGCUAGUGAAAGUGAAUCGCCUGUCACAGAUAGUGGUAGAAUAAAAAGGGGCGCUUUUCAGAAAGCUUCGAAGAGGCUAGAAAUUAUAGCAAACUAUCACCAAUCUCAAAAAUCAUUUUCCAAUCCAAAAAAGUGGAUGUCGAAAAUGUCUAAAAAUGCAGAGUCUGGACAGAGCUCUGAAGAAGAUUCAGUGGAAGAAGUGGUGGUUAAGAAGAAGCUGAGACUCAUGGAAGCCAGAGUAGUUCUGACAAACGUCAUGAACAAGAGCUCCGAAGAAGAAAAGGAUGUUUCCAUGUCGAGUCGGGAUAACAGCUUUUCAAAAUCCCAAGAAAGUGAAAAGGCUGGGAAGAGUGAUGUCGAGUCUGUGUGCAACCAAAUUGAGAAGGUGAUUUUGGAAUCACCGAAAACUAAGAAAAAGAAGGGUAAGAAAAUUAAAAAGGUGGCUUCGGAGGAGACUCUUACAAGUGACAUUUUUGUAUGUGACAUUUGCAAGCUGGACUUUGUCAAGUUAGAUGAGUUGAGAAACCACAUUGAGCAGGAUCACUUUGCUCCCAGUUAUUAAGGACUUUAUUUCUGCUGUACCAUUCAAACUUCUCGUAAUUCUUUUUGUUGUAGAUUUUUAUUUCUAAAAUAUGGCACAAUUCAUAGCAAGAAAUGGCUUUUGCUGAUAUGUGUGGAAUUUAUAUGAAAAUCAAUAAAGGAAUUACAAAUUAUUGUCAAUUAAACAGAUUGGACCCAUCCACCACAUUAAUAGCACCUGUAACUUAAAACCUACUUUUUCACCUACUGGCU
Neocloeon triangulifer is the source of this 2622-nucleotide messenger RNA. RefSeq lists its product as uncharacterized. The record is from RefSeq and is a predicted model, not a curated record. Bases 116 to 2392 code for a protein of 758 amino acids. Lineage: Eukaryota; Metazoa; Arthropoda; Insecta; Ephemeroptera; Baetidae. The transcript has 5 exons.